Messenger RNA from Notodromas monacha, 1710 nucleotides. NCBI's taxonomy places the organism in Eukaryota, Metazoa, Arthropoda, Ostracoda, Podocopida, Cyprididae. The record is from the annotation of a GenBank genome assembly.
AGGUGCUCCUGAAAAAAAAAAAAACGAUGCCUGGUGCUUUUGCGGCUAUUGUGAUGAAAGUUUAGUCGCUGUUCUAGUUCCAGUUGUUGAUUCGGAGGAAACGGACGUUUUCCACGCUUCAAGGAUAAAGACAUCGAAGUCGUCGGAAGAACACGAAGAAGAAAUAAAUCAACAAUGAGUGGAUUCGCCGAGAAGCAGAUCCCUGGUCAAGUUUGCGAAGUGAAAUUGGCGGGCCCGACGACCGUAGUGACUCCGACGAAGUUGUUUUUGCGCACACUGGUGUAUCCUAGUGUGGAAGAAAUUGAGCGGUUCGUGUCCUUGGAGACGGGAGGUGGGAAGGUGUUGUUUGACAUCAAGGAAAUUGGUUACUGGACUCAGCAGAAAUGUGCUCUGUGUUUUUGCACGGUCUCUGAACGGUACACGCGUGUGGAGAUUCAAGACAUUUCAGUUGCCCACGAGCAGGCUUUGGUUCACAUGGUUGACUACGGAAAAACCAAAUGGAUGGACAUACAAUACCUCAAGCCACUUCCGCCGCAGUUGAUGAAAUAUCCGAAAGCCGCGAUGGAAUGCACUUUGCGAGUGCCGAGCGAGUGGAAUUAUUUGCUUCACCUGCCGGAUUUCCCGGAUCGCUUCAACGCUGCUUUGACGAAUGCCAAAACGAUCCAGUGUCAGUUUGCCUCGGGAUUUCGCGACGGGAAAGCCGGGAUUUUGCAAAUGUGGGUCGACAACUGGGACCUGUGGGAAUUCCUGAAUCCCGUGAAGAUGGAAAACCUGGCGAUCACGUCAUCGGAUCCUCCUCAGUCAGGCGAAGCUUCUCCGCCGUUUCCCUCGUCGUCUGCCACAACAUCUAUUCGUCAUGCCAAAACCAUGAUUGAAGUUGGCUCUGAACACGAAGUCAUUGUCUCGUGGUUUAGCACUCCGCGUCGACUGUAUUUGCAAUUGUCGCAAUUUGCGGAGGCCCUGGUGCGACUGGGUGACCAGUUGCAACACCUCAGUGGUGCCAACAACGCCCUGUCCCAGGUGUCAGUUGGGGAUGUCGUGAUGGCCAAGUAUCCAGAGGACAUGUUGUGGUAUCGUGCGGAAGUUGUGCAGAUGGACGGGCCAGCUGAGGUGUUGGUCUUCUUUUUUGACUAUGGGAACGUGAGCAAGAUGCCGUGUCAGGAGCUGCGGAUUUUGCCCGAGCAGUUUCGCAAUUUCCCGAUGCAGGCAAUUCCAGCGAGUCUCGACGGAAUUUUCCCCACGCUGAAACGCCCUCCAGCGAAUCCGAACGAAUAUUUCCUACAACUCUUCCCAGAUGUUGAAAAAUUUCGGGGAAAGUUCGUGAAGAAAUUGCAAGGAUACUGGAUGGUGGAAUUGGAAUCGAAGGAUGGAAGAUCUGUCGUUGAGGCCUUGUGCAGAGAUGGUUAUGUUACUCGCAAUCAGACCCCGGAACCCCAAAGAAAUGUGACGUCUCCGUCGGGUCCUCAAGCGUCACAGCCAACGUCUCCCAGACGGGUUCUUUUGCCCACUCCCAAAUUGCCUCCUGCCCCGUUUGUCAAGUUGAAUACGUCGCCGAAACGGACUUUUCCAUCGACCCCGAGACAACCGACGAAUAACCAUCCUUCAUACCCACGGAAUUCUGUGUCUCCAACGACGAAACAACCAAUUUUGCCGAGUCCUCCCCGAAUGUCCACUCCGGUGUCCCCGCCGAAGCAACCCGUAAAUUCAUCU